Molecule: messenger RNA, 1008 nt
Organism: Monascus purpureus
Lineage: Eukaryota; Fungi; Ascomycota; Eurotiomycetes; Eurotiales; Aspergillaceae
Source: the annotation of a GenBank genome assembly
AUGAUGGAUCUCAACACUUUUGGAAACCCUCCCCUCAGUCCUAGUCCUUUGCAGCAGGACCCCAACCUCAUGCUCUCAUCCCAGCCUGCUUAUCCCGUCUCAAAUCAGAGCCAACAGCUCCCCUUUUAUCCGAACGCGACCCCCCAGUACCCGCCGGGGAAGAUACCGCAUGACCAACAGCAGCACCUUGCACAGCAACAGCAACACCAACGGUUCUCUUUCGGCGCUACGCCAAUAACGCAGCCAGUCGGCUCAGGUGGAGCUAUGAUGCCGUCAGGCUUACCCCAAUCGUCCGCUAAUACCAACGUCAACUUCUCUGCUCCUUUCGCUCAGCCCUCCAUCCCCACGACUAUGAAUCAAUUCUCGCAACCGCAAAGUGCUACGCCGUUGAAUGUACCUGCGACUGGAACGCCUUCCUUCCCCUCGAACAUGACUUCGGUCUCGGCGAAUAACGUACUCCCGACUCAACAACGGCCAAAUCAACAGUUGAACGGUGCACAGCUUGCCGCCCAGGCAGCCGUACAGGCUCAGGUGGCAGCUCGAGAGAAGUCUCGUGUCUCAACUUUGCUUGAUAUCAACUCGAUGCUGCUGCAGGAGGUCAUUAACCUUCAGGCAGCUGGCAAGGCUGGUGCUCCUCCUUCACAACCCGGUCAAGAAACGAAUCCGUCGCCUACAACAGAACAGACCACCGAGGCGCCCAAGGGUUCAGGGCAAAAGCCCAGCCAGGAAUAUAUUGAGUGCAUGCGGCGAUUGCAGGCAAAUCUUGCCUACUUAGCAUCCAUUGCAGACCGGGCCAAGAAAUCGGGCGGCGUGCCCCCGACAGCUCCAGCCAUCAUGACUCCCCCUCCGAACGCCCCUCAUCUGAAUGAAAUAUAUGGAAAGCUCGUCGAAUUGUUUCCGCGUGCAAAUAGAGCAGCUGUAGGUACCCCGCAAUCCAAGCCUGGCUUGCAAGUUGCGCAAGGAAACGGUCGGCCCAGCCCAUCGUCGGCUUUGGGGUCCGCGACCUGA